AUGCCGUCGUCAUCCCCCAACUUCGACUCGUCGCAAUUCUCCAUCACGUCCCCGCGCCGCAUCCCCAAAUCAAACUUCACCUACAAACAACUCCACCAGCUCAAAACUUGCAGUCCGCAGACGCCCCUCCGCGUAAUCGCACACGUCGACCUCGAUGCUUUCUACGCGCAGUGCGAAACCGUCCGCCUCGGCAUCGAUCCAUCAAAGCCCCUCGCAGUCCAACAAUGGCAGGGCUUAAUCGCUAUAAAUUACCCCGCGCGCGCAUUCGGCCUCAGCCGCCAUGUCACGUCUACCGAGGCGUUGAAGCAAUGUCCCGAGCUGAUUCUACAACAUGUUGCGACGUGGAAGGAGGGCGAUGAGACAUGGGCGUACCACGAGAAUAGCUUCAAGGACAUGGCGACGCAUAAAGUUAGCUUGGACCCGUAUCGCCAGGAGAGUCGCAAAAUUUUGAAGUGUAUAAAGGAGAUUUUGCCGGAUAAGGAUCAACGGGUUGAGAAGGCGAGUAUUGAUGAGGUUUUUAUGGAUCUUAGUGCGCAGGUGCAUACGAUAUUGUUGGAGAGAUAUCCCGAGUUGAGAGGGCCGGCGCCGUAUGAUGAUCCGACGGAGCGGUUGCCAAAGGUGCCUACAACGGUUUUGGAUUGGGCGGCUGAUGCGCUUGUGGAGACGGGCGAGGAAGACGGAGAGGAUAGAGAUCCAGAUUGGGAUGAUGUGUGCAUGGUGAUUGCGUCUGAAAUUGUGCGAGACGUACGAAAGCAUAUCAAAGAUACACUGGGAUAUACAUGCUCCGGGGGCAUUGCACGAAACAAGAUGUUAUCGAAACUAGGUUCUGGAUACAAGAAACCCAACCAACAGACCGUGAUCCGGAACCGCGCAGUCAAGCACUUCCUCUCCGAUAUGAAGUUUACCAAGAUCCGUAUGCUGGGCGGCAAACUAGGUGAUGAAGUGGUUGCCAUGUUCGGCACAGACAAAGUCAGAGAUCUCGUCGAACAACCACUGGACCAACUCAAGAGACUAGGCGACGACACCGGCACAUGGAUCCACUCCAUCAUCCGCGGCGAAGACAACAGCGAAGUGAACCCACGUACCCAAAUCAAAAGCAUGCUCUCGGCAAAGUCGUUCCGCCCGGCUAUCCACUCCUUCGAGCAAGGCGUCCGCUGGCUCCGCAUCUUCGUCGCAGACAUCUUCUCCCGCUGCGUCGAAGAAGGCGUCUUGGAAAACAAGCGCCGUCCCAAAAGCAUAAACCUGCACCACCGACAGGGUGCUCAAACAAGGAGUCGUCAGGCUCCCAUACCACAAGGCAAACCGCUCUCCGAAACCAUACUUUUCGACCUUGCAAAGAACCUCUUAGCCCAAGUCGUUGUCGACGGCCGCGCUUGGCCUUGCUCGAACCUCUCCCUCAGUGUCGGCGGCUUCGAAGACGGCAUCACGGGUAACAAGGGCAUCGGCGGCUUCCUCGUCCGCGGCGAAGAGGCAAAAGCUAUGAUGUCGUCGACGAUGAUGACGGCGAUAGGGCGAAGUGCAAGUAGCGGCGGCGAGCCACCGGCCAAGAAACGCAGAACAAAAGGCAACAUUGCGAAUUUCUUCGGUCCGAGAGAUGAUAAGAAGAAAGACUUUGAUGCUGCGAGAGCGGUACUACUGAAAGCGCACAGCGAGUCUACGCGCGAGGAAAGCGGGGGCGAGAUGGAGGAAGAUGAACAGGGGGAGGGGGAGGAGGGGUUUCAGGAACAGCGGUAUGAUUUUGAUGGUGUGGAGAGACCGAUUACACCACCACCGCCGUUACGAAAGCAUUGCAGUGACGGAGACAAUACCGUGGAUACACCUCCCUCAGGUCAACUUCACCGUACAUCAAACAUCCCGCCCCCACCACCACAGCCACAGCCAGUUUCCGCACCAACAUUCUUCUGCCCAAGAUGCAACAUCCACCUCCCCCCAGUUGAGAAACCAGAACAUGACGACUAUCACUUCGCGCUCGAUCUGUCGAGGGAGAUGCGCCAGGAAGAACGGACUACUCCUGCUCAGCCUCCGCAGUCUGCGAGAAAGGGGGGUGGUGCGGGGAAGCGAUCGAGGGGUAGGGGGAGGCCGCCUGGGGGUGCGAGUGGGGUGGAGAAGGGACAGGCUAGGUUGGCGUUUGGAAGGGGGGGAUGA
Pyrenophora tritici-repentis Pt-1C-BFP is the source of this 2145-nucleotide messenger RNA. RefSeq names its product IMS multi-domain protein. Gene Ontology annotation, cellular component: site of double-strand break; nucleus; replication fork. The record is from RefSeq and is a predicted model, not a curated record. Lineage: Eukaryota; Fungi; Ascomycota; Dothideomycetes; Pleosporales; Pleosporaceae. Gene Ontology annotation, molecular function: DNA-directed DNA polymerase activity; damaged DNA binding. Gene Ontology annotation, biological process: response to radiation; error-prone translesion synthesis.